Seminavis robusta is the source of this 4773-nucleotide messenger RNA. NCBI's taxonomy places the organism in Eukaryota, Bacillariophyta, Bacillariophyceae, Naviculales, Naviculaceae. The record is from the annotation of a GenBank genome assembly.
CACACUUGCGCAUUUUAUAAGGGCAAUACUCUGGAGAAGGGGUCCUGUAAAUGUCGCACUUCCCGCUUUUGAGGCGUUCAGAGUCUCACUACAUACAUGCACCAUAGCAUACGGGUAUGCAUAUAACGGUACCAGGUACCGGUACUGGUCUCAGGCCGCAGAUGCUUCAAGCUUCAAGCCGCCAAAAAGAAGAUAAUUGUGUCGUACAUCUCGAUUUGAUUUAAAGACUCUAGUGUCCUAUAUUCCGAGAUCUACCGGUACCACGGUACCACACACAAAGGGCCAUUUAAAACUCUGCUUGGAGAAAUUUGUCAAUUAUUUAUCGAGUUGCUGGAACUUGAUUUUUAAGUCUUUCCGAACUUACUUGGAUAUGACACUAAAUAAGCGUACCGGUACAUACAUGUUUCGCUGAGCUGUAUGCUGGCCAGGCAAACUCUUCGCUUUCCGGGCAUCCAAGUCCAGGCUUUCGAGGCAUCCAAGUCCAUGCUUACUCGCAGUUAAAAACUCAAGGAAGCUCACAAUUCUGAAAAAUUGGCUUGUCUGCCGAGCAAUCCUGGGUUUGUGUGUGUGCAUACCAGUUCUCAACCAGCCGCUAGCCAAAAGUUUCCACAGCCACUCAUCGGAUCUGUAAUAAAUACCAGCAUCGAUCCUCUUCAUAAUCCUAUCUUCCGAAGAUUGAUCUACUCCAAAAGAAAGAAAGAAAGAUGGACAUUCCCGAAAUACCGUUACCUCCAACCAAGACCCCGGCCGAAGAGGUCCAUCAGCCAACAACGGCGACUCCUCGUCGAAAGCCAGUCUUUCCUCUUUGGACGGCUGUGACCCAGUGGGUGCAUGGCUUGAUUACCAAGACUGUUGUGGCACUCGCGCUUUGUGCCUCUCGCCGUCCCAAGACAACUGUGUAUGGCAUUACGUUUCUCAGUUUCUUCCUCGUCACAGUGGGAUUCUUUACUAACUUUGAGUUGGUCUUGAAAUUCGAUGAAGUCUUUACACCCACAGGAAGCCAACCAGCCAUGCACAAAGACUGGGUCUACUCUGAGGAGGGUUUCCCGAAUGCUGUCCGCAAAGUUGCCCUCAUGAUGCACAAAGAGGGAGGCAAUGUCUUGACAGUGGAGGCCAUGGAGAGGGUCUUUGUGGGAGUUGACACAAUCCGCCAAACGGAGGGUUACGAAGAACUCUGCCAGCAGGGAGCCUAUGUCGACUUUGAAGGAGUCAAGACAUGUCGUGUUCUCAGUGCCACGGGCUAUUUCGACCAUCACAAGCUAAGUGUCUUUCAAGAGCAAGUGCAUUCGGACCAAGAGUUGCGCCAGGCAUUGUCUCCCUUUCAGUUUGCCAAUGGAUCCCCCGUGUACCAUGACUCUAUCCUCGGCAACUGGAAGAAGGAUGCCACCGGAAACUUGACAUCUGCAGAAUCCUUCCUUGUUGUAGUGGAGAUUCCUGAUACAGACGACCGUGAUGAGUUUGAAGACAAAAUGCUUGCCCAGCUAGGCAACCUCCGACAAGAAUGGAUCGAGAAAGACGAGGAAUCGGGGUACCAAGUGUUGCAGAUGGACUUGCUCACAACGCAUGCUUUUGAGGUUGAAUACCAAAGGGCCAUCGAAGGGGACUUGUGGCUCGUCCCGCUUGUAGCAAUCAUGAUGUGCUCAUUUGUGGCGGUGACCUUUGCUUCCUAUGGAUUUGGUAACGCCGACACCAAAUCCCGGACGUUGCUGGGAGCUUCAUCCGUCUUUACGAUCAGCAUGUCUUUCUUGGCAGGCAAUGGCAUUAUGUUCCUUUGUGGAGUGCCGUUUACGUCAAUCACCCAGAUGCUCCCGUUUGUGAUAUUUGGGAUUGGAUUGGACGAUACCUUCAUCAUUACAGGUGCUUACUUCCGGAUGGAUCCGGGGUUGGAUGUGCUAACCCGCAUCCGCAUUACCUUCUUGGAGGUGGCACACAGUAUUUCCUUGACCACAAUCACCACUACUUUUGCCUUCCUCCUGGGUCUCAUGUCCAGCUUGCCCGGUGUGCAGUGGCUUUGUUUGUAUGCAAGCACUACCAUCUUUAUUGAUUUCAUCUUCCAAAUCACGCUGUUCCCUGCAUUCAUUGUAUUGGAUGAACAACGAAUCCUAGCAAAGAAACGAGACUGCUGCUUCUGGCUUCCCGAGAAAGGAUCAGACGAAGACGAGGUUGUCCACGAUGAUACCGUGCCUGCUGGCAAGGAUGAUGAUGCUGCUCUCGAAACAGAUGGUUCGGUCGAGAUUUCCACAUCGACCGAGAACUCAGAGGGUUCUUCCAAGAGCAUUCCAGAGCGUGUCAUGAGUGCCUACGCCGACUUUUUGCUACGGCCACAAAUCAAGGCUCUUGUUCUUCUCCUGUUCGCAGCACUCUUUGGAUGUUGCGUUUAUAGUGUUUCUCUGUUGACACAAGAGUUCAAGCUUGGAGACUUUGUGCCAGAUGACAGCUACCUCAAAGACGUUUAUGUUUCUUUUGAAAACUAUGCAUCUGUGGUCCGUCCAAUCGCAGUUUACUUCCGACACAUUGAUCAAACCAACCCUGACAUGCAAGCCCAGAUGAUCAAGUAUGUCAAUGACUUGGAGUCAUUGGAGGAGCUCAGUGGCACCACAGUCGACUUGGCAGGGGUAGAAGGUGCCCCGGAAACUGAUGUGAAGCCAUUCUGCUGGGUCCGUGACUUUCAGAAGCUGGCGACUGAGUUUACAGAUCAGCCAGAGUUUGCUUUCAUUGAGAACCUGACGUUUGUUGAACAGCUCGACCUGGCACUUGCACAGCCCACUGUCAGGGAGAUCUAUGGGCAAGAUAUUAUUCGAGAUGACACGGGAAACAUCACAGCAUCAAGAUGCUGGCUCUUCCUCACAGACCUGGAUUUGAACUCUGUAGAGGCCCAGAUUAGCCUACUGCACAAACAGAGGGCAGUUGGGGAGAUGCAACCAGCCAAUGCGGGCACGCCCAAGGGGGGGUGGUCAUUCUUCUUCUUUGACGAGUUACUCUUUUACUGGGAAUCAUACGAUGUUGCUGUGCAAGAGCUUUAUUUUACAGUCAUCUCAGGGAUCAUUGCCUUGACGGUCAUUGCAUUUGUUAUGAUCCCACAUUGGACUGCUGUGUGCUUUGUUACCCCCAUGAUAAUCGUGCUCUACACAAACUUUCUUGGGACGUUGCAGUUUUUCGGAUUGCAUAUCAACGGCAUCUUUUACAUCUGUGUGUGGUGGUGGUUGGUCUCCUGGUGGACUUUUUAUUGCACAUUCUUUUGAGAUAUUAUGAGACUUCCCCCGACAAGACCCGCAAUGAUCGUGUCAAGGAAUCACUUGAGACAAUGGGGGCAUCCAUCAUGUUGGGAGGCCUGACAACAUUUUUGGGAGUGGUGCCACUCUGUCUAUCUUCCACCAAGAUCUUCAUGACAGUGUUUUUAGCAUUUUUCGGAAUGAUUGUGUUGGGGAUUGCUCAUGGGUUGAUCCUCCUGCCUGUGAUUCUUUCCUUGGUGGGACCACGGACGGGCUUGGUUUCUCUUCAGGGCAGCAAACAGGCAGAGGCGUUGUCCUCGGCCAUCGAGCAGACUGAAAAGCACAAGAGCAUGCAUCAUCCUCAGCACCAAUCAACCAAGGUUUCGUCUUCCACCGCUUCCAUGGAGCAAGAAUCCUUGUCCAUUGGCCCCAUAUCCGUUGUAAAGAUUUUGUCGGGUUCCAUGGAGCAAGAAUCCUGCAGCAGCCAUGGCGGCGAAGAGCAUCGUGCAGUGGCCUUGGGGAUGGACGAUAUUACUGACGAGAUCUCCGUCUAGCUCUCCCCACGAGCCAACCCCUUGGCACGAUGAGCGCUCGGCCGUCAAUGCACAGAAACAACUUUGCACAAGGCCCAUUCUACAUGUAUCCUUCUCCAUACAUAUUCUGCAUGAGUUCUACCUAAGUUGUACGAUUAUAAUAGAACUAGUAAUACUACUACCACUCUAUAGCUUAUGCACGCUGGGGUGCAGAGGAUCCGUGCUGCCAGGGUUCGAUCUGGGCAUCCAAGAGAGCUGACCAACCCAAGGAGGAAAUGGUGAAAGUAGCCAGGGAUAAAGAUUGAGAGCACCACAACUGUCCCAAUGCUGAGACCUCAUCAUAAAAGCAGCAGGGAUGCGAGGUACAUUGUAGCUGCACGAGCAUGGGCAAUGCUCAGUGCGGUGGAAACAUGUGAGCCGACUACUAGAAGCCUGGCCCUUGGUGGCUUCCGUAGAUAAUCCACCUACUCUACUAGACCCCCCGUUACUGCUCUAGUAGAGCUUGGACAUCUUCUUAGCAAAAAAGUGCUGUAAGAGCCCAGUCAAGCAACGACCAAAAUUGUCGUGAAGCCGAAGCAAACGCAAACGCAAACGCGCCUAUCGGUAUUGGCACGGUACUGCUACGGUAAAUCGCGUAACACACCUUCCAAAUCGCGUUCGCCUUUUUGCGGUUGUUCAGCUCAGUAACUUGCUUAUAAGGCUACAGAGGUCGUCGACACAGUGCAGCCCAGCAACACGAGCGACCAACGGCCAACACAGCUGUGCAGCACGAUGACUGACUCUAUGGUUCGUAUCAUCGGUGAAAAGAAUAGUUUGGGAGAGCCGCUUGUGUCGUUCCCGCUCCUUGAAACGAAUGCACCAAACGAGCGCUGCGCCUUGGCAUGCAUGGCCACAUACAUUCACGCGGUGACGGUCCUCGGACCACAACCAGCACAGAAAUUAAAAUAUUCCCGGUAUGCAUACGGUACCUAUUUAGGAGCCAAGUUUCCAAAAACUAGAUUGAUUGAUUGAGAGUAAGUUGUGGUGGG